This is a messenger RNA of Bombyx mori (domestic silkworm), 1219 nucleotides long. RefSeq names its product cuticular protein RR-2 motif 74 (gene Cpr64Ac). The transcript has 4 exons. The record is from RefSeq and is a predicted model, not a curated record. Gene Ontology annotation, cellular component: extracellular matrix. NCBI's taxonomy places the organism in Eukaryota, Metazoa, Arthropoda, Insecta, Lepidoptera, Bombycidae. Bases 297 to 800 code for a protein of 167 amino acids.
AGAAAACACUCAAUUAAUUGUAAAUGCUUAAGCUACUGAUAAAAAUUAUAAUUCAUUUUUUAAAUCACUAUUGGUUUAUUUGAAGUAAUUACAUCAGCAAAUCUAAUGUUUCCGAUCCAAUUAAACUGACGUAUGGGUCUGGCCAUUUGAAGGACCGACUUAUCUUAGUGUCCCUAGUUACGAAACUGUAUCAGAUUCGAUCGUAGGCCGGGGCCCUUUAUAUAGCUUGCGAUUUCUAUUGAGUGAGCACCACACGUGUUGACUGACUACCAAAGUACGGGGCGCGCGCAUCUAACAUGAUCGCUAAGAUAUUCUUUUUGUGUUGCGCGUGUGCGUCGGUGAUAGCAGCGCCGGGUCUGUUCGACGGGUAUGGGUAUGCGGCACCAGCAUAUGCGGCACCGGUGGCUCAUGCUGUCGCCCCAGCAUAUGCGGCUCCGAUCGCGCAUGCAGUCGCCGCCCCGGUAGUCAAAACAGUGGCAGCUGUUCAUGCGGAACCCAUCGAUCCCAAUCCGGCCUAUAGCUUCUCGUACGGGGUCCAAGAUCCAGCGACAGGAGACCACAAAGACGCGACGGAGACGUUACAGAACGGAGUCGUCCACGGCUCUUACAGUCUGGUCGAGCCUGAUGGCCACCUCAGGAAGGUUACGUACACCGCUGAUAAGAUCAACGGAUUCAACGCUGUGGUUGAAAGGACGGGCGGUUCACACGCGGUGGCCGCUGCACCCGUAGCUAAGGUCGUAGCUGCCCCUGUGGCCAUACAAGCAGCCCACAUCGGUCACGUGGCCCACCCCUGGGGCUAAAACAAACAAAGACCACAAUAAUGCCGUGUUGUUUGACAUUCAUUUUAGGCUUUAACCCCUAAUAAGGUUCACUAAUUUUCGGUCCAUAGACAGUGGCUAUUAUGUAAAGGAGAUUUUUUUUUUUACAAAUUCGAUAAUCGAAUAGAGCUAUGACGAUUUGUAAAUCAUUAAAAGAAGUGUUUUUAUUUUUUUAUUUUCUUUGUUUGUGUUUAAGUUCUUUGCUUUCUAGCCAUAGUCUAAAUUUAGGACUCGCAACACGGCAAGCUCGACCUAGCCUGUUUUUCGUAUUUGUAUUAUUUAUUAAACGCUUUGACUGUUGGUAACGGACUUGAUCUUGAUGCGUUUUAUUACGUGAAUGUAAAUAUAAUAAGAACUUAGUUGUAAAAAAAAAAAUGAAUAAAGAAGUUUUCGCGGAAUAU